CUCGUGGGCGAAAAACAGUUUGUGUUUUUUUUUUCGUCGAGGCCGAGAAGGUCGCACGUUGAGCGGGUUUUUGUGGAGUUUUCAGUCUCUGAGUGAUCGCGAUCGUGUUUAUUCCCGCUGAUUGCAGAGUAAUUGACUAGAUGAGCGACAAACGUGUUCUUGUUAUCGGCAGCGGUGGUCGCGAGCAUGCCAUUUGCUGGAAAUUGGCACAAAGCCCGCGCGUGGAGGCCGUUUUCUGCCUCCCCGGCAAUCCUGGCUUCGCCGAAUCCCCCAAAAUCCACCUCUUGACCAACUCCUCCACGCGCCACGAGGACAUCGUGGCACUGUGCCAGGAGAAGGCCAUCGAUCUCGUGAUGGUGGGGCCCGAGGAUCCUCUGGCGAAGGGCCUGGGGGACGAUCUCAGGGCGGCUGGCGUUAAGUGUUUCGGCCCAGGCAGCGCCGGCGCGCAGAUCGAGGCGGACAAGGAGUGGGCAAAGAAGUUCAUGGUGAAGUACAACAUUCCAACGGCUCGCUUCGCAGCCUUCACGGACGCCGAGAAGGCGAAGAGCUUCAUCCGCGGCGCCCCAUUCGAGGCGCUCGUGGUGAAGGCCAGCGGAUUGGCGGCGGGCAAAGGUGUCGUCGUGGCAACGUCGCGAGAGGAGGCUUGCGCCGCCGCCGACGAGAUGCUGACGUCCAGGAAGUUCGGCGCGGCGGGAUCUGUGGUGGUGAUCGAGGAGAAGCUCACGGGCGAGGAAGUGUCCGUGCUGGCCUUCGUGGACAGCACAACUGUGAAGGUCCUGCUGCCCGCGCAGGACCACAAGCGCCUGCGAGAUGGCGACAUGGGGCCCAACACAGGCGGAAUGGGCGCCUACUGUCCGUGCCCGCUCGUGACGCCCGAGCAAAUGGACGAGAUCACGCGAGAUGUGCUCCAGAAGGCCGUCGCCGGACUGCGAAACGAAGGGAUUCCCUAUUGCGGAAUCUUGUAUGCUGGCAUGAUGCUCACUCCGCACGGCCCAAGAACCCUCGAGUUCAACUGCCGCUUUGGCGAUCCGGAGACUCAAGUGAUUCUGCCACUGCUGGACAGCGAUCUGUACGAGAUCGCGCUGGCGUGCUGCGAGGAGAGGCUGAACGAGGUGCAGAUCCGCUGGAAGACGGAUCUGCAUGCGGUGGGCGUGGUGAUGGCCAGCCGUGGCUAUCCGGAGACGUCAACGAAGGGCUGCAAGAUCACGGGCUGUGACAAGGUGACGACGCAGAGUGGCAAGAUUGUCUUCCACAGCGGCACGCGGAUGAACGCCGAGGGAUGCUUCGAGACGAACGGCGGGCGCGUGCUGAUCAACGUGGCGCUGGGCAGCUCUCUGGCCAUGGCAGCGAGUGAGGCUACGGCUGCUUGCGAGGUGAUCCAAUUCGAGGGGGCGCAGUUCAGGAGAGAUAUUGGCCAGAAGGCGAUUGUCAAGGCAUCGUACAGAGCCAGUGGCGUGAACAUCGACGCUGGCGAGGAGCUGGUGAAGAGGAUCAAGCCACUGGCGCGUGGCACAAAUCGGGCGGGCGUGAUUGGUGGUCUGGGCGGCUUUGGCGGCCUCUUUCGUCUGCAGGACGUGACGCGCCGCGGUGCGAAUGGACAGGAGACGCGCUACAGGGAUCCGGUUCUCGUCCAGGGCACUGACGGCGUGGGCACAAAGCUGAAAAUAGCCGAGGCGAUGCAGCUCUACGAGACGAUUGGCGUGGAUUUGGUGGCCAUGUGUGUGAAUGAUGUGCUGUGCAACGGCGCUGAGCCUCUGGUCUUCCUGGACUACAUCGCCUGCGGUCAGCUGGAGGUGCCCAAGGCCGCUAUGAUCGUCAAGGGCGUGGCUGAGGCGUGCAGAGAGGCAAAGUGCGCCCUCGUGGGCGGGGAGACAGCCGAGAUGCCUUAUCUGUACGAGAAGGGGAAGUACGAUCUCGCUGGCUACAGUCUGGGAGUUGUGGAGAAUGACGAUAUCCUGCCGCGCAUGGAGGACAUAGUUCCGGGCGAUGUGGUGAUUGCAUUGCCGUCAUCUGGAGUGCACAGCAAUGGCUUCAGUCUGGUCAAUCGCGUCAUGACCAUUCAAGGAUUGAAGUUCACCGAUGAAGCGCCUUUCAGCACUUCCAGGAGCAACUUUGGCAAGGAAUUCCUCACCCCGACGCGGAUUUACGUGUCUGAGCUGCUUCCUCUGGUGCAGAGGCGAGCAGUGAAAGCGCUGGCGCACAUCACAGGUGGUGGUCUCAUAGAGAACAUCCCAAGAGUCCUUCCCAAGCACUUGGCUGUGCACAUCGACAGCAGUGCCUUUGAAGUCCUGCCAGUUUUCGGUUGGCUCGCCGCUUCCGGGAAUGUUAGCGAAGGUGAAAUGCUGAGGACAUUCAAUUGUGGCAUCGGAAUGAUCGUCAUCUGUGCUGGUGACAGUGAAGCUGUCCAGGAGUUGACGAAGCGCGAUGGACGAGUGAUUGGUGUGAUCGAGAAGCGCUCGGAAAAGGCUGUGAUCGUGGAUAAUUUCACGGAAGCCCUGAAUAGGGCAAAGGCACCAUUUGUGGAUGCUGAGAACAUUCCUGAACCCAUCACUUAUCGUGCUAGUGGAGUUGACAUCACGGCGGGAGAUGAUUUUGUGCGGGAAAUCAAGCCACUGGCCAAGGAGACGAGUAAGCGUGGUGUCUUGGGCGGUUUGGGGAGUUUCGGUGCACUCUUCAGGCUCAACGAGUGGGAAAAGAAGUUCACCGAUCCCGUCCUGGUGUUCAGCACAGACGGCGUGGGCACGAAACUGAAACUCGCCCAGGAAAUGAAGCAACACUACAACGUGGGAAUCGAUCUCGUGGCCAUGUGUGUUAAUGAUGUCGCCUGUACAGGAGCUCAUCCUCUCACAUUCCUGGAUUACUACGCCUGUGGCCGGCUGAACGUCUCGCAAGCCGUGCAGACUCUUCGGGGAGUUGGCGAAGGAUGCAAGCGAGGUGACAGUGCACUUGUUGGUGGAGAAACAGCCGAAAUGCCGGGAAUUUACCGUGAGGACGAGUAUGAUUUGGCGGGAUUCUCCCUUGGUGUGGUCGAACGAGACAAUAUCCUGCCGAAGAUUGAGAAAAUCGUGCCUGGCGAUGUGAUUAUUGGCCUCCCGUCGACUGGCGUGCACAGCAAUGGUUUCAGCCUUAUUCACUUCAUUCUGCAGCGCCUGGGAAAAUCCUGGACCGACAGAGCGCCUUUCAGUGCAACUGGCAAGUCUUAUGGCGAGGAAUUUCUGCGCGAGACCGCAAUUUACGUGGAGGAAGUGCAAGAAGCGCUCGCAGCGUGUGAAAUCAAAGCCAUGGCGCACAUCACGGGCGGAGGAUUGGUGGAGAACAUCCCGAGGGUGUUGCCCAACGACGUGAAGGCUCUGAUUGACUUCAGCAGUGUCAGCAUUCCGGCUGUUUUCCCGUGGCUUCGCCAGACUGGCAACGUGAGCAACGAAGAGAUGCUGCGGACGUUCAACUGCGGCAUCGGAUUGGCUCUCAUCCUGCACAGAUCGAGUCUGGAGAAACUUCGCCACGGAAUGAUUGGCCGUCGCUUGGCGCUUCUGGGCUCAAUUGAGCAUCGUCGCGGUGAUGAGAAUCAGGUGCACAUUGAGAACUUCCACGAGAGAAUCAACUUCUUCCAGAAUCUCGUGAGCACGCCUCGUCGUAAAGUAGCCGUUCUCAUUUCUGGCAAUGGGAGCAAUCUUCAGGCCCUGAUUGACGCCUCCAGGGACUCUUCGAGGAACGUCUGGUGUGAUAUUUGCCUGGUGGUGUCGAACAAGGAGGGCGUCUUUGGACUGGAGAGAGCCAAGAAGGCGAACAUUCCCAGUGUUGUCCUCCAGCAUCGUGAUUUCCCGACUCGAGAGGCCUUCGAUCAGGCAAUGUCCCUGAAGCUCCAAGAGCAGGGAAUUGAGCUCGUCUGCCUGGCGGGAUUCAUGAGGAUUCUGUCUGAGGGCUUCGUGAGGACCUGGAAGGGAAGAUUGCUCAACAUCCACCCAUCUCUGCUGCCUCGUCACAAGGGAGUCGCUGCUCAGAAGCUCGCCCUGGAGGCUGGAGACACAGUCUCCGGCUGCACUGUCCACUUCGUCGACGAGGGCGUCGACACUGGUGCCAUAAUCACGCAGGAGAGCGUGCCAAUCCUUCCUGGAGACACCGUGGAUAGCCUCUCAGAGCGCAUCCAUCGUGCUGAGCAUCUGGCAUUCCCCAAAGCGCUGGAACUCGUCACCACUGGCCAGGUGAGCCUGGGCGGUGAUGGGAAAACCCUCUGGCGCUCCUGGAAGUGAGAAUCUCAAAGUGCCAUAA
Phlebotomus argentipes is the source of this 4269-nucleotide messenger RNA. RefSeq names its product trifunctional purine biosynthetic protein adenosine-3 (gene Gart). The record is from RefSeq and is a predicted model, not a curated record. Bases 141 to 4250 code for a protein of 1369 amino acids. Gene Ontology annotation, biological process: adenine biosynthetic process; 'de novo' IMP biosynthetic process. Gene Ontology annotation, cellular component: cytosol. Gene Ontology annotation, molecular function: ATP binding; phosphoribosylformylglycinamidine cyclo-ligase activity; metal ion binding. Lineage: Eukaryota; Metazoa; Arthropoda; Insecta; Diptera; Psychodidae. The transcript has 3 exons.